Molecule: messenger RNA, 986 nt
Organism: Trichogramma pretiosum
Lineage: Eukaryota; Metazoa; Arthropoda; Insecta; Hymenoptera; Trichogrammatidae
Product: transmembrane protein 203
Exons: 1
Coding region: 26-439 (137 amino acids)
Biological process (GO): intracellular calcium ion homeostasis
Cellular component (GO): endoplasmic reticulum
Source: RefSeq, a predicted model, not a curated record
UUGUGAAGCAGCAUUAUCUAUCAUAAUGAUUUUUUCUCUCAAUGAAUUAGUUAGCUGGUUAGGCUUGACAGUUUUUGAAAUAUGGAUCAAUUUGGUAUCUUUGACAAUUUUUACUAUUUUACUUGCUUUAAAACUAGAUGAAAUAUAUUUUGUUGAAAGUUCAGGAUGGUGGAUCGUAUUUUCUCCACUGUUCAUUGCAGAUGCUUUAAAUACUUAUUUUUGUGCAAUAAUUUUUAUCAGAAUGCACAUGGAGGGCAUGAUGAAAGUUGGUAUACUUAGAACAUUAUGGAGCAUGGUUACAUUACUUUUACUUUUUGUUUUUAAGUACUUGUUGUGUAAGAAAUUAGCUGGACCUAGUAAUCUUGAUUAUUCAGAAGUACUAAGUCCAGUAUUUAUUCUUCUUCAGUUGAUAGCAAUAAGGGCUUGUCAACUUCAUUGACCUCACGAAGGAAAUGUAAGACACUUGUGUCAGCAAAGCAUACUUCCAUCUCAACCAGUAGCAAUUUAUAUGGAUACUGAGUUUAUUUCUCACGCAAGGUAACAAUAGUGCACAAACAUUGUAAGCAUAAAUUCAAUUGAAAGAUAUCAGGCAAAUCUAAUUCUUUAGCACAGAAUAAGUUUGUUAUCCAUAUAAAUUGCUUCAAUUGUUAAUUUGUAUUUGAGUAUAUUUUUGUUAUCCAAUAUCAGUCAAAAUAAAAUUAUCAAUAAAACUGGGGAAAGUAAAAGGAAAUGGUAUUACCUGUUCUAAAUGGGAAAUCUCACCAUGACUGAUGUUAUUACAUAAUUUUAAAAAUUUUAUUACUUUAUUGAGUUUCAUAGGAAAAAAAUGUAUAAAUGUAAAAAUUCAUUCAAUACUUUUUUAUAACUACUCUGUACAAAUGUAUUAUAGAAGAUAAUUCAAAAAUAUGGUUUAAGUGAAUACUCGUUUAAUUGAAUGUCGCCAUGUACAAGACACCGAUUUGUUAUUCGAUUUGUAGGAUAAAAUC